Molecule: messenger RNA, 1252 nt
Organism: Cercospora beticola
Lineage: Eukaryota; Fungi; Ascomycota; Dothideomycetes; Mycosphaerellales; Mycosphaerellaceae
Product: zinc-dependent alcohol dehydrogenase family protein
Source: RefSeq, a predicted model, not a curated record
UCAGUAGAACUUCUCCGACCAGGCAUUUUCGAGCUCAUUCAUAUCUCCCACGAUUUUGCGAAACGCGUUAAGGAUUCAAGAUGAAGGCCCUCAUUUUCGCAGGCGUGGGCAAGUACAAGGUCGUCGACAAGGAAAUUCCCAAGAUUGUCGAUGGCACAGAUGCUAUUGUCAAGAUGCAGCGCACCACAAUCUGUGGUUCGGACCUGCAUAUUCUGCAAGGUCAUGUCCCGACUGUGACCGAUGGCCGCACACUGGGCCACGAAGGUAUCGCAGUGAUUGAAGAGGCAGGAUCCGAGGUGAAGAACUUCAAGAAGGGAGACCGGGUAUUGAUCAGAUGCAUCACCUGUUGUGGAAGUUGUCAGUUCUGCAAGAGAAGCAUGGCCGAUUCUUGUCGAAAGGCAGGAUGGAUCCUCGGUCACACCCACGACGGAACACAGGCAGAAUACGUCAGAAUUCGAUACGCCGACACAUCCCUCUACAAUGUCCCCUCAGGUGUCGAUGACAGGACGUUGUUGUCUUUCAGUGAUAUUUUGCCAACAGGAUUGGAGGUAGGUGUCCUUCGCGGAAAGGUCACGCCUGGAUGUACAGUGGCUAUCGUCGGUGCAGGCCCUGUCGGUCUGUCAGCUGGCUUGACGGCCCAACUCUACGCACCUCGCAAGCUAGUAUUCUUCGACAUGGACGAUUACCGUUUGUCUGUCGCCAAGAAGAUGGGCGCCACACACGUUUACAAUGUCAAAAAUCUCCAAGGCUCAGUUCGUGAGCUUGCGGCUGAGCACUUUGAUGAGGUCGACGGCUUCGACGUUGUCAUGGAAGCGGUGGGCAUCCCCGCGACAUUCAACAUGUGCGAAGACCUAGUUGGCCUGGGAGGCCACAUCGCAAACAUUGGUGUCCACGGAAAGAAAGUCGACUUGCAUAUCGAGAAGCUCUGGAUCCGAAGCACAACCAUUUCGAUGGCUCUUGUCUCUGCGCAUACGAUCCCGACUUUGCUCGACCUUGCUGCCGCUGGAAAGAUUGAUGCCAGCGCCAUGGUGACGCAUGACUUCAAGUUCAAGGAUAUCGAGAAGGCUUAUGAUCACUUCUCUCGUGCUGGAGAGACGAAAUCACUCAAGGUUAGCAUUGAGUUCUAAUGUCGUCAGUCCGUAUUCUCCGUGUCCGAUUUGGUGUCCAACUGCCGAAGAUAUGUACAUAGUCGAUAGGUAUCAAUUGCACUGCCGAGCGCUGUCGGAACGGUCUUGGCGGGUGGGUGUUGCUC